AUGGCGUCACAGGGGCUGCAGAUCUUGGGCAUUAUGCUGGCCAUGAUCGGUUGGCUCGGCAGCAUAAUCACCUGCGCGAUGCCGAUGUGGCGGGUGACGGCCUUCGUCGGAGCCAACAUCGUGACGGCACAGGUCAUCUGGGAGGGCCUGUGGAUGACCUGCGUGGUGCAGAGCACGGGCCAGAUGCAGUGUAAGGUCUACGACUCCAUGCUGGCUCUGCCUCAGGACCUGCAGGCGGCGCGCGCCAUGACGAUCAUCGCCAUCAUCGUGGGCAUCUUCGGCGUGCUCAUGGCCAUCGUCGGCGGCAAGUGCACCAACUGCCUGGAGGACCAGAGCGCCAAGGCCAAGGCCUGCAUCGUCUCUGGCAUCAUCUUCACCAUCGCCGCCUUCCUAGUUCUGGUGCCAGUGUCCUGGUCGGCCCAUACGCUGAUUCGCGACUUCUACAACCCGCUGGUGACUGCUGCGCAGCGCCGGGAGCUGGGGGCCGCGCUCUACAUCGGGUGGGGCGCCUCGGGGCUCCUACUGAUGGGAGGGGGGCUCCUCUGCUGGAACUGCCCCCCCAGAGACCACCAGGCCUACGGAGCGGCCCAGUACGUCCCAGCCAGGUCCAAAACCUCAGGGGAUUACGUGUGA
Clupea harengus (Atlantic herring) is the source of this 633-nucleotide messenger RNA. RefSeq names its product claudin-4-like. The transcript has a single exon. Gene Ontology annotation, molecular function: structural molecule activity. The record is from RefSeq and is a predicted model, not a curated record. Gene Ontology annotation, cellular component: membrane; bicellular tight junction. Bases 1 to 633 code for a protein of 210 amino acids. NCBI's taxonomy places the organism in Eukaryota, Metazoa, Chordata, Actinopteri, Clupeiformes, Clupeidae.